UUUAUGGUUACUAAGCAACUUCAUAACGCCGUCGGGACGUUACCUGACCAGUACAAUGUGUCCACCGUGUCUGGGAAAGACUCUAACUGUUUCUAAAUUAACUUUGAGGAUACACGUUUGAAGUCUCCUGGUAGUCUGCUGUUCUCAGCGGACGUUAACCGGUACGUGAACCGUUAUCAGCCGUUAGUCGGCAGCGUUUGUCAUCUGAUUAUCAGCUAAUGAGGAUCCUGCUCGUGUAUUUAUAAAGCGGAAUUAAACACGUCAACCUUGAUUUCAUCCGCCAUGUCCUGCACAAGCCGACUGCUGUGAAGUGGAUGUGGACAUGGGGUCAGAGUCGGUGAAGGUGGUGGUCAGAUGCAGGCCCCUGAACGACAGGGAGAGGGCUCUGGGCUCGGACACGGUGCUGUCAAUAGACCUGCACCGCUGCCAGUGCUUCAUAGAGAAGCCCGGGGCGGCCGACGAGCCGCCCAAACAGUUCACCUUUGAUGGCACCUACUUCAUCGAUCAAACCACCGAGCAGAUGUACAACGAGAUUGCCUAUCCUUUGGUCGAGGGCGUCACUGAGGGAUACAAUGGAACAAUCUUUGCCUAUGGGCAAACUGGAAGUGGGAAGUCUUUCACCAUGCAGGGAGUGUCCGAUCCUGCAGCCCAGAGGGGGGUCAUACCACGAGCCUUUGAGCACAUCUUUGAGAGUAUUCAGUGUGCAGAAAAUACUAAAUUCCUGGUGAGGGCCUCCUACCUGGAGAUUUACAAUGAAGAAAUCCGAGACCUCUUGGGUAGUGACACCAAACAGAGAUUGGAGCUGAAAGAGCAUCCAGAGCAUGGGGUGUAUGCGCGGGACCUCUCCGUGCACACUGUGCACAGCGUGGGGGAGUGCGAGAGAAUCAUAGAGCAAGGGGGGCGGAGCCGGGCAGUGGGCUACACGCUGAUGAACAAGGACUCCUCACGCUCACACUCCAUCUUCACCAUCCGUUUGGAGAUCUGCAACACAGAUGCAGACGGCCAAGAUCGUCUACGAGCAGGUAAACUCAACCUAGUUGACCUGGCAGGAAGUGAGCGUCAGUCUAAGACCGGUGCUACAGGUGAGCGACUCCGCGAGGCCACCAAGAUCAACCUCUCCCUCUCGGCCCUGGGCAACGUCAUCUCGGCUCUGGUGGACGGACGCUCCAAAUACAUCCCCUACCGGGACUCCAAGCUGACCCGACUGCUGCAGGACUCUCUGGGAGGAAACACGCGCACCUUGAUGAUCGCCUGUCUCUCGCCCGCUGACAACAACUAUGAGGAAAGCCUGAGCACGCUGCGCUAUGCCAACCGGGCCAAGAGCAUCCAGAACAGGCCUCGUAUCAAUGAGGACCCGAAGGAUGCUCUGCUCAGAGAGUAUCAGGAGGAGAUCAAGAAUUUGCGGGCCCUCAUCUCAGGCCAGCUGGGCACCGCUGACUUUGCGUCUCUGCUGGCUGGUCAGUUGUUUGAGGCACCCCCCGCUGUUCCUUCAAGGCCACAAUCCAGCAACACAGACGCAGAGAAGGAGAAGAUUAAAGAGGAGUACGAAGUGAGGCUGGCCAAGUUGCAGGCUGAGUACAAUGCAGAGCAGGAGUCCAAAGCAAAGCUGCAGGAGGACAUUGCCGCCCUGCGUUCCUCCUGUGACUCCAAGCUGUCCAAUCUGGAAAAGGCUCGAGCCAGCAGGGGGAGCUCUGUCCCAAAGGAUGAAAGCAGAAAAUCAUCCCCCCAAGAACCAUCAUCAAUGAGCUCUGGCUGUAUGACAGAGGAUGCGGAGGAAGAGUUCCUCCACAACAUUGGUCCCAUGUGCCACAGUACAACUGGAGAAACCCCCCUAACCCAGCCUGCUGUACCAGCAGUCGGUGUCCAAAAAAGCCCGGACAGAUGCUCACCUGACAUCCCUGCAGGGCCUCCGGACCAGCAACACGUCCUGGAAAGACUGCAGCAGCUGGAACAGGAGGUGGUUGGAGGAGAGCAGGCCAGGAACAAAGAGCUGAAGCAGAGACAGAGGCAGAGGAAGAACCUCGCCGACCAGAGAAAAGUCCAUCUUAUCUGCGCUCUGUCAGAGAACAGCGAGGACAGUGAAAAUGUGCUGUUGAAUGUCUACAACUCCAUCCAGGAAGAGGUCCAUGCCAAAAGCCAAAUGCUGGUCAAGGUCCAGGGCAAGCUGAGAGCAGCCAAACUGGAGAUCCGUGACCUGCAGGCAGAGUUCGAGGUGGAGAGGGACGACUACCUGGCAACGAUCCGGCGGCUGGAGAGGGAGGGCCAGUUACUGCACAGCCUGCUGGAGCGUAUGGUGCCGCUGGUGCGCCGUGACUGCAACUACAGCAACCUGGACCGCUUGAAGAAAGAAGCUGUCUGGGAUGAAGACGGCGCCGCCUGGAGGCUGCCCGACGUUACGGUGCAGAAAACAACGCUGCCUUCAGGUGCAAAGUGUGAAGCUGUGGCUCUGAAACUUUCAGCUGGCAGAGGUUCAGCUGCUGACGCUGGAGAGCAAUUCAUGGUGGAGGAGGACAGGUACAAGGAGAUGCUGGACCGUAGUGACAGUGAGAACAUCGCCAGCAGCUACUUCAAGUCAAAGAGAGCGAGCCAACUGCUGGGACGCGAAGCUACCAAGGGACACGCCGUCCACUCUCCUCCGCUGGUUAACGGGACGGCCCACCUCACUGCGAGCGGUUCCACCAUGAACCCGCCUGUCGGCACAGACUCCGUCCUGCCCCGCCCCUUCCGCCUGGAGUCGCUGGGCGUCCCAGUGUCCAACGGUAAGGUGAGGCGCAAAAAAAGCAAAUCUCACAUCCAUAACGAGGGGAUUUGAAAAAAAAGGCUGUUCCCAUCCCCUAAAAUACUUUUUUUUUGGACUCAAAAGAUUGUAUGCACCGUGAAAGCUCACAUACACUAUAUAUUAAAUUAUCAAAUAUGUAAUGUUUAUAACUCCUGCUAACCAGAAAUGUUUCGGCCCAUUUUCUUAACAUUGGCGACUCCAGGUGUCAAUCACAUUUUGAACGUUUGCUUUGGACAUAAUACUACCUACACAAUGAUGCUACUCUUGAAGUUCUUUUGCACUGUACCUAAAAACUUGUGAUUUCUGCACUGUGAGACUCAAAGUCCAGCUCCUAUAAUAUUUAACUUCUAAUGUGUUGCGCCGUUGCUGAUUUGUAAACCACCAUUUCAACCUGUUCCUUAUCUAACUUCUCAAGUUCUUGCUGCUGAAUAGAUCAAAUAAAAGGAAUAAAUUCAUCCACAUCCUGGCUAGUUUCAUUAAUGGCUUGUUGAUUGUGUUGUGAACUG
Messenger RNA from Anarrhichthys ocellatus (wolf-eel), 3285 nucleotides. RefSeq names its product kinesin family member 17 (gene kif17). Gene Ontology annotation, biological process: microtubule-based movement. The record is from RefSeq and is a predicted model, not a curated record. The transcript is spliced from 14 exons. Bases 323 to 2812 code for a protein of 829 amino acids. Lineage: Eukaryota; Metazoa; Chordata; Actinopteri; Perciformes; Anarhichadidae. Gene Ontology annotation, molecular function: microtubule binding; microtubule motor activity; ATP binding.